AUGUCUCAACAGCCAAACCCUCAAUCUCCGUCGAAAGUGUCCGCUUCCUCUACUCAUGCUCAAGACGCUACGGAUGUCCCCAUUAACCCUAAUGUGAUUCUUGAGGUCACCCCUUUACAGAUGGUGAUUCCAUACGAUCUUGUGGCAAAAAGGCCAAGGACAUCGCAUGCACGAAAAACCAAAGAGACAGCAAGGAGACCUAAAAAGCCAAAUUCUAAUCAAACUUCUCAAUCGUCUGUUCCUCCCUCUAGGGAAGAAUUAUCUAAAGAAGGCUCUAGGUAUGGUCACAACGCCAUUGCUAAAAUUGUUACCCAUAUCCUAAAUGAGAAUAAUGUUAUACCUGGGAUCUCUGUUCCGUUAAAUUAUGUGCUUCCUGAGUCACAUGACAAUACGCAUGUUAUUAACAAUGCUGGUAACUCUGUCCAAGCAUAUGAUGAUAGGAAUACGAAUGUUAAUGAAGAAAACAUUGUUGAUAAAGAUGUUGAUGAUGCUGUCAAUAGAAAUGACGUUGUGAAUAUGGAUGUGCAUGUGGAUGAAAAUAAUAAGAAUGAUGACGUGGAAGAGACUGUUGGUAAGGACGAUGCUAUUAAUGAUAAUGAUCACACUGAGGUCCCUGUUGAUGCUGUGUACAAUGAAAAGGUACCUAGUAAUGUGUCUUGUGAUAAGGAUGAUAUCCACACUGAAGAUGGUCAAACUAAAGAAAAAGAACCUGAGAAAACCCAGGCUGAUAAAGUCAUCAACCUUGAUGAUCUCUCUGAUGAUGACUUGGUUGCUUCUAUCAAUCCAAGCAUAGCCAAAAGGCUUAUAAGGAGGAAAGGGAAGCAAGCCGUGGCUGAGGACUCUCUGAAGAAAAAGGCUGUGGUUAAGCCCACUUCUGUUGGACCCAAAAAAUCAUGGAGCAAAGUGGUGCCUAAGAAGAGAAAGGCUAGAAUCAUUGCUGAGAAUGAGUCAGAUUCUGAUGGUGCUGUGAAUGUCAAUGACAUCCAUCCUAAGAAGAAGGUCAAUACUACUAAACUUGCUACUAGUGUACCUGAAGUACCUAUUGAUAAUAUUUCUUUUCACUAUCCAUCCAGUUUACUCAGAUGGAAAUUUGUUUAUCAGAAAAGAUUGGCCUUAGAAAGGGAGCUUGCUCAAAAUGCUCUUGAGUGUGAAGAGAUUGUGAAUCUCAUUCAUGAAGCUGGACUGAUAAAAACUGUGACUCAAUUCUCUAAGUGUUAUGAAGUCCUUGUGAAGGAGUUCAUUGUGAACUUACAUGAAGAUUGUGGCAAUAAGAAAGUUAAGGAUUACUUAAAAGUGUUUGUCAGGGGAAAAUGUGUUAAUUUCUCCCCCUCUGUGAUCAACAAAUUUUUGGAAAGAUCUAAUGAAGCUCAACCGGAGCUAGAAGUGUCUGAUAAUCAAAUGUGCAAACUGAAUGCUAGCAAGCUAAGUGUGAAGUAUGCUAUACUUCACGGGAUUGGAGCUGCGAACUGGGUGCCAACUCAACACAAGUCUACAAUUUCUGAUAUCCUAGGUAAAUUCAUCUUUGCUAUUGGUACUAAGACCAAAGUUGACUAUGGAACUUAUAUUUUUGAGCAAACUUUAAAGCAUGCUGGUAGCUAUAGUGUUAAAGGCCCCAUUGCCUUCCCUUCCCUUAUUUGUGGAAUCAUCUUAAAUCAAUUUCCUAAUAUCCUGAAUGACAAAGAUUCUGUGUGCAAAAGAGCAAGUCCUUUACUCUUUCAUCAUAAGCUCUUUCAAGGAACACAUAUUCCUGACGUUGUCACAACAUCAGCUGGAACAUCCAAAGACAACAUAACUACAAGUAAAGCUGCUAUGAUUGCAAUACUCAGAGAAACAUGUAAGGAGCUAGAGUCCAGAAAACUGGCUCUUGAAAAAUUGAUCAGCUCCCUUGAGACGGAUGAAGGAGCUUAG
This is a messenger RNA of Vicia villosa (hairy vetch), 1908 nucleotides long. RefSeq lists its product as uncharacterized. The record is from RefSeq and is a predicted model, not a curated record. Lineage: Eukaryota; Viridiplantae; Streptophyta; Magnoliopsida; Fabales; Fabaceae. Bases 1 to 1908 code for a protein of 635 amino acids. The transcript has 2 exons.